UAUUGAUAAGUUAUAACAGUUUUGCAACCCCUACACUCACAUUAUUGCCUAUUGUGCGAUAACUUCAUAAACUUUAUUGAUUUACUUAUUUCUUAAAAUGCUAAACUCGACAAGGAGGUUGUUAGGGCCUUCAGUAAUAAAUAGAACCUGGUCAUUAUGCAAGUCUUUACAUUCUGGCCCUGCAAACCCGAGACAAUCCAAACUUCUUGUGAACAAAGUCAGGCCAAAAAUAGACUCCUUUACAAUUAGAAAUAUGUUCAUACAGACACAGGAGACCCCAAAUCCAAACAGUCUCAAAUUUCUUCCUGGCAUUAAGGUUUUGGGUGAAAAACAGACGAUGGAUUUUCCCAACAGCAGAGAUGCCUAUUGUUCUCCUUUGGCGAAACUUAUAUUCAGGAUCAAUGGAGUUAAAUCUGUCUUUUUCGGCCCAGAAUUCAUCACCGUGACAAAAGUUGAUGACGAUGUUGAGUGGAGGGUACUGAAGCCGGAGAUUUUUGCAACGAUUAUGGAUUUUUUUGCAAGCGGCCUGCCUAUUCUCCAUGAUGUAAAGCCACCUGAUGCAAAUACUCAAAUAAAUGAUGAUGAUGAUGAAACAGUUCAAAUGAUCAAGGAACUAUUAGAUACUAGAAUUCGACCCACAGUUCAGGAAGAUGGAGGAGAUAUUGUCUAUAUGGGUUUUGAUGAUGGCGUGGUAAAAUUGAAACUCCAAGGCUCCUGCACAAACUGUCCUAGCUCAGUUGUGACUCUUAAGAGUGGAAUUCAAAAUAUGCUGCAGUUCUACAUCCCUGAGGUUGUAGCUGUUGAACAGGUCGAAGACGAAAUGACAAUUAUGACAAAAUACGAGUUCGAGAAAAUGGAAAGGAAGAUCCGUGAAAGUGGAGAAAAGGAAGGCAAAGCAAAGGAAGAGAAAAAAUAAUCAUAAUUUGUAAAUACUUACUUGUAAAUAUCGAAUGUUAUUAGUGUUUUGAAUUUAAAUGUAAAUACAAGAGUAUAUGACUUUUCA
This is a messenger RNA of Cimex lectularius (bed bug), 1003 nucleotides long. Its product is annotated as NFU1 iron-sulfur cluster scaffold homolog, mitochondrial-like. Lineage: Eukaryota; Metazoa; Arthropoda; Insecta; Hemiptera; Cimicidae. Gene Ontology annotation, molecular function: iron ion binding; iron-sulfur cluster binding. The record is from RefSeq and is a predicted model, not a curated record. The coding region runs from base 98 to 916 and encodes 272 amino acids. Gene Ontology annotation, cellular component: mitochondrion. The transcript is spliced from 7 exons. Gene Ontology annotation, biological process: iron-sulfur cluster assembly.